This is a messenger RNA of Daldinia childiae, 831 nucleotides long. RefSeq names its product putative fungal specific transcription factor domain-containing protein. The record is from RefSeq and is a predicted model, not a curated record. The transcript is spliced from 4 exons. Gene Ontology annotation, biological process: regulation of DNA-templated transcription; DNA-templated transcription. Bases 1 to 831 code for a protein of 276 amino acids. Gene Ontology annotation, molecular function: zinc ion binding; DNA binding; DNA-binding transcription factor activity, RNA polymerase II-specific. Lineage: Eukaryota; Fungi; Ascomycota; Sordariomycetes; Xylariales; Hypoxylaceae.
AUGGAGACUAGUUCUCGUCGUAAAGCAUGUGAUACUUGCUUCAAGAAGAAAAUCAAGUGUGACAUGCUAAAACCAGCAUGCUCGAACUGUUUACUGUAUAAAGUGCCAUGUGGCACAACUGUAAUUCGAAGAAGAGUAGCCCCAGUUGUUCAGAGGGAAUCACGGGCAGCAAGCACUACGGCAGAUGGCGAUGGCCUUGAGGCUCGCCUUGCGCGAAUCGAGGCAAAGUUAGACAGGAUUGGCGACCCCAACGGUGCCACUGGGCAUCUAGUCCAUGUCUUUUGGAGCGCCACGGGGAUAUUGCCUACCGCCUCUCUGAGAUAUUGCCUUAUUGAGGACUACUUCCGUGAUUUCAAUACUGCCUUGCCGCUGUUUCACCAACAGCAUUUUAUGCAAAUGCUUUUAGACUUCUAUUCCGAACAGGAGCCUACUAAGAAAUCUAGGGCCGUCUGGGCUGCGAUAAAUGUAGUUCUUGCCCUUGGUUUCCGCAUCCGCACUGUUGAGACAGACGAAAUCAUAGUUAGAUUCGAUGAUAUUAAAAUCAAACAUUGCAUCGACAAUGCCCAGAAGGAACUAGACGAGCUUGUGACGCGAGAAGAAGACACACUUGGGAUAGAAGUUCUCUUGGGUCUGGUUUUACUCUUUCAGACAAAUACUGAUCAGAAACCGGCGUCAGUUCUAAUUAGCACCGCUGUUCGACUAGCUCAUAGGCUCGGGCUUCAUAUGAAAUCAACCUUAUCACAAUAUUCACCGGAGGUCGCACGUCACAGAAGCAAUAUAUUCUGGCUCUGUUAUUAUUUAGACAAAGUAAACCAAACAUCUCUAUCUUAG